Messenger RNA from Ipomoea nil (Japanese morning glory), 348 nucleotides. RefSeq lists its product as uncharacterized. The record is from RefSeq and is a predicted model, not a curated record. Bases 1 to 348 code for a protein of 115 amino acids. The transcript has a single exon. NCBI's taxonomy places the organism in Eukaryota, Viridiplantae, Streptophyta, Magnoliopsida, Solanales, Convolvulaceae.
AUGAAUGAGGAAGAUGAAGAUAAUGAUGAUGAUGAUGUCGAAGAUGCAGAUGAUGAGCAUGAUGAUAAUGAUGAUGACAAUGACAACGAUGAUGAUUUGGGUAAUGUAGGAGUCCAAGGAGCUGAUCCGGCUUAUGACAGUGAUCCAAUAUUGAUCGGUCCUGAUUAUGAUACCUUUCCUCAAAGAUCUCCACUUAGAAAGUUGCCCUCUGACAGUGAUGACACGAAGGAAGCAUCACACCAAGCUCAACAGAUUUCAAAUGAACAUCCCGAAGAUAUGUCUCGUGCAAUUGUACCGCAUAUUCUACCCAUGGACGAGACUCCAAUCAAACGUGAAGAAGCAACUUAG